Molecule: messenger RNA, 9542 nt
Organism: Zalophus californianus (California sea lion)
Lineage: Eukaryota; Metazoa; Chordata; Mammalia; Carnivora; Otariidae
Gene: ZWINT
Product: ZW10 interacting kinetochore protein
Exons: 9
Coding region: 119-979 (286 amino acids)
Biological process (GO): mitotic sister chromatid segregation; mitotic cell cycle checkpoint signaling; establishment of localization in cell
Cellular component (GO): dendrite; nuclear body; kinetochore
Source: RefSeq, a predicted model, not a curated record
CCCUUGGUUCCCGCCCACUGGCCCUGCUGCCAAUCACCUGUCCCGGCGCGCAGCCGCGGCGAUUCCAAAGGGCACUCCGGGCUGCGGGCGGAAGCGCAGAAGCCCGCCGCCCGCAGGGAUGGAGGGGGCAGAGGCUGGCGCGCGAGCCCGGGCGCUAGAGGCCCUGGCCAAGCUGGCAGACAUCCUGGAGCCCAUUGGCCGGCAAGAAGAGGCGGAACUGCCGGCCCAGAUCCUGGCGGAGUUUGUGACGGACUCCCGCAAGAAGGACAAGCUGCUCUGCAGCCAGCUUCAGGUAGUAGACUUCCUGCAGAAUUUCUUGGCUCAGGAGGACGUUGUCCAAGGACUAGACCCCCUGGCUUCUGAAGACACCAGCCGGCAGAAGGCACUUGCAGCCAAGGAGCAAUGGAAGGAGCUGAAGGCCACCUACCAAGAGCAUGUAGAAGCCAUCACAGGUGCCCUGACCCAGGCCUUGCCCACGAUGGAGGAGGCUCAGAGGAAGCGGGCGCAGCUCCUGGGAGCCCUGGAAGAGCUCCAGGCCAAGAAGCAGGUGGCCACCGAGAGACUGAGGGCAGCCCAGAAGCAGUGGCAGCUGCAACAGGAGAAACAUCUGCAGCAUCUGGCAGAAGCCUCUGCAGAGGUGAGGCAGCGGCAGAGAGGGAUGCAGCAGGAGCUUGAGCGGCUGUCUCAGGAACUUGGAAGACUGCAGGAGCAGGCGGGGCAGAAGCAGGACACGCUUCACAGGCACCAGGCCUUCCUCCAGCUGCUACAAACUCUGCAGGGUCAGCUGCCAUUCCCCGAGGCAGAGGCAGAGCUGCCACGGAAGCUGGAUCUUCCUGAGGCUGAGCCCCAGGAGCAGAACCCUGGGGCUAUCAUGGGGAAGGACAGGAGUGUGCCAUCCAAGGCUGAUGGCCCACAGCCUGCUGGAGAUGCGAGCUCGCCUGAGCUUCCUGAGGGACAACAACAUGGGAAAGGAACCUAGAUCAGGUCAGACUCCAGCUCAGGCCUUCGUGUCCCUGGACUGCAGUAUAUCCGGCAUGCGAACAGCCCUGUGAAGGCAACCAGAGACGCUUUGAACAUUGCAUUUGCCGUCACGAAGUGAUCUUUCAAAAAUCCACUUGAAAUACAUGGAACAAGAGAAUGAAGGCCUGAGAGAAGCAAAUGAAACUCUUGUGGUUUAAUCAUAACAAACAAUUCGAGUAUCCUUUGAGCACAGAUUUCACUAACAGUGUAUGACAGUAGGUUUUAUAUUGUGAAUUUAAAUGCAAGCUUGCUGCAAUGUUAUGGUGUCCCCUAUUCUAAUUGUCUGUGAGCCCUGUGGGUGUGAAUUGUUCUGUGUAGGAGUUACCACCACUGACCCUUCUCAGCCCCACUUGCAGAACAGACGUCUGGUCAACCCUGGCUUUUCCCUGACGCCCAUAAGUAUGGAAGAUCACCUCCCUCGUGCCCCAGUACCCUGUUCAGCUACUCCCAGUUGAUAGACCUUGGCAUGUAAGAAAAAUAUUUCUGCUCUGCCUACUAAAAUAUGUUGAAAUCAGCAUAACAUAUAUAUGUUAUAUAUCUACAUACACACACAUGCUCCAGAAAUAUGUGAAGUGGGGAGCUAAUUCCCUGGAAUUAAUCCAGGGGAUGUUUGGAAAUAGUGGGAUGGGAAACAGGCCUUUGUAAAAGGUACAAAACGGCGUUUUGUUGGGGAAUUGUAGAGUGAGGUAAACUAAGCAGGAUUCCACAUCCAGGGUAAGUAGGGUAACAAAGGACCGUGCGGAGGAGCUGUGAAGGUGUGAUGUGGCCACAGGAAGGCUGUGGUCUGUGGUGUGACUGGAGGGCGUUAGAGGCCGUUGGUUGGACAAAGGGCGCUGAGUGACAUCCUCAGAUGUUCGAAAUUUAGAGACAAAAGCAAAUAGAUGUUGAAACUUUGAACCUUUAUCUGCUUGUCUUCCUAUUGAUUUUGUCACCUUCCAGGUUAUCUUCUCAGGGAAAAUAGCAGAUUUUUUUCGGUUCACAAUUUUUAAACAGAUUAAUGGUCAAUCCUUAGGUAAUAAACAUUUAAUGCUUUUAGGCAUUAACUGGUUAGAUAGUAUUGUUACUAUUUGUAGACUAAGUAGCUGAGGAUCAGGUGCUUUCCCUAAAGAAAAACAAUUGCAGCAACAGCCGUGAUAUUCGGGGCCAGUAUGCUCUGUUUCUUCCCUCAUGUCAUCGUUGACACACACACACACAGACUCACUGUAAUGACCCAGAUAUGUUAUCUGGGAAGACAUAGAGCUAAACCUUUAGUUCUUAAAAUUUGAGGUGCAACAGAGUCACCUGGAGGCAUUUCUUAAAACGUUGAUUUCAUUUGUCUCUCUGGAGGUUCUAACUCCCAGUGGCUGGUUUAGAUUUUGCAUUUUUAACAAACACCUCCAGUGAUUAUGAUGCACUGGAUUUAGGGACCGUUUUGUGAGAAACACUUCACUCUUUCCCAUCGAGACUUCCGCAUAUGUUGUAUUAUCAGUUUGCCGGGUUGUCCUGGAGACCAUGAAACAGUGGACCCACCCAUUUUGAACAGGGCUGGGGCCCCGGACGAGCUGGAAGUGAUGUGGGGAUGGGGGCGGGGUUGUGUCACGGCAGAGUCUGAAGUGGGAGGAGAGGGCGGCGGAGGGGAGAGCAGUGAGGGCUGAAGGGAAACAUGUGCUGUGGGGGGUUCCGGCCCACCUGUGUGCCCGGCACACGAGCCCGGAGGGCAGACGGGACAGUGGAGGACACGUAUCCCUCCUGGUCCUGUUCCCAUGGAAAGCAAACUCAGGAAAUGAAAAUGUUGAUCUAUGAAGAGAUAAAUUGCCUAAGUUUAUUAUAAAUACACUUUUAUGAAUUGUGCCCCAGACCCACAGCUGAGCUCAUUUCCUACCGUCCUGUGGCGUCAGGUGAGGUCCUGUGUCUGGACUUCAGCUAAGAUGGGGACAGCAGUGUGACCUCAGGCCUGGCUCGUGAGGACCCCGAGGCUGGCUGACUGGGGAGGAUGCUGAGGUGGCGGGGAAGGGGACGACAGUGGAGGGGCCUGGCUCCUGGGGACAGCUGUGAGUCAGGAACAGACUUUCAUAUUCAAAGAGCCACUGAGGCUUGGAGGUGGUUUUGUUAGAAGCUGACACCUUAUGGAUCCACUUCUGGUUUCUGCAGCCAAACUUAUCUGGAAAACCCCUUAACUUUUGGUGAUAAUUAAACAUUCACUAGACUAGAAAAGCUGCUGCUCAGAGGAUCUCCAGGUCAAGUAAAUAAAAGUUUGCAGGCAGCAAAUGGAAUGCUGGUCAAAGGCAGCGUAGUAGUUGGAUGAAGUUGUCUGUUGCCCGCAUAAAGAUGCAGUGGGUUACCACAAGCUUCACUCGCUGUCCUGCAGUCUCUCCCGCUUGUGCUGAAACCUCAAGACAUGCCUGAUCGGAAGAGACGGAUGCUGAACUGUUCAGAGCGGAAAACAUACAAGUCCUACAAUUACCCCGUGUUUUAGGAAAGCUGAGCAGUUUGAAUAAUUUUGCCUCCCACUUGGAAAGGAGUCCAAAGUUUAUAAACCCUCCUAACGUGAGUUUUAAGGUGACCGAUGAGUCCUUCCUGAGCUGCUUCUGCUCUAGACACCAGGCAGGAGGUUUGUGAUCUGCUCAGCGGCAGCCCGUAAGCCUGAGAUCGCUGAGCCCCGUCAUUCUGAGCUGGAAACACCUUAUGCUUGUGGCCUCCCGUUUGCUUGUUGGCUCGGUGGCUGCGUGUCCUUGGCCGUGAGGCGGUCAGGCACGCUCGUGCGACGCUUUGUGCCCCUUUACUUCUCCCCUUGCUGCGGUGCUUUUUUUAUUGCUGGUUGCUGGUCUCCUUACUCCAGCCCCAAGAAUCUGUGAGAUGCUGGGGAAUUGCCAUCAUGAGUGGUUCUCAGAAGGUGUGCUUAGCGGUACCUGCAACAUCCUAAAUCCGUGUUGCGGUUUUGGAUUCAAGUGCUCUUGAAGAGUUCAUGCUCCAAUGGGAAGUUAAAAGCUGUGAUGAUUUCCUCUUACCUGCUUUCUAAUUUUCAGAAGCCACGUGUCACAUGUCACAUUUUAAUACUGAGUUUGUAAUUACUUCCCCGGCGCCUCUGUGCCCUCACCUCACCCCCAGGCAAACACGCACACAUGGGGCAGAGAGCUCUUUAGGGUGAUGAGAGUUUGGGGGUGGCCAUUUUUCCUCGUUUCUGUUCCUGAAUUCAUUGGUCUUGAAGACUGUUUACCUAUGAACAACAUCUUCUAAUAUUGUCUUUUAAAAAAAAGAUUAAUCUCCAACAGUUGUCAUCUUUUUGUUAAAAGUAUAAUUAAUAAAAGUGGAAAUGUAGGUUUUCAACAUUAUGGUGUUUUAAUCUAAUCUCUGAGUAUCUCAAGAUAACUGAGUUGCCAUAGCAACCUGUUAGAUGUGCAAACGCAAGAAAACUUUAAACAAGAAAUGUUUCGUUAUUAUGUUAAUCACCAUACAUCAUUAGUUUUUUUAAACACUUUUUAUUGUUAUGUUAAUCACCAUACAUUACAUUGUUAGUUUUGGAUGUAGUGUUCCAUGAUGCAUUGUUUGCGUAUAACACCCAGUGCUCCAUGCAGAACGUGCCCUCGUUAAUACCCAUCACCAGGCUAACCCAUCCCCCACCCCCCUCCCCUCUAGAACCCUCAGUUUGUUUCUCAGAGUCCGUCGUCUUUUGAUUGUAUCUGUUCCUAAUUGGUAUUCUCUCAUCUCCAGUAUUUCCACUGGAUGUUUUUAUAACACUUUAAUGGAGUAGAUAUUUAUCAGCAGUUAGAAGUUGUUUUAUAGACAGUAAAACUAUUACAACUUUAUAAUUUUUAUCUUAAAAAUAUGAAAUACAUCUGCAGUACUUUGACAAACCUUUGAAAAGUUGUACUUACCAUAGCUAUAUUUGGCAUUUCUCAGAGCAGAGAAGAUUUGCUCCUCUACCUCCACACCCUGAACACGGGUCCCACCUGGCCCUCACCGUUUUACGAAGCGCCGUGCUAACAUUGCUAAUUUUGUGCUUUGUCUUCAUUGUGUGUUAUUACUACAGAAUACACUGCCUGUUGCAUGAUAGGUAUCCAAGGGUUGUUUCUUUGCUUGUUCUUUUGAUAACUUUUGAACCUUAUGUCUCGGGGGCUUGGACUGGGUUCAAGCCAGGCACUCUGUCAAGAUCCAUAAAUGACCUGGGGCAGAUGGAAAUCUUCAAGGAAAUCUCCAAAUGAACGAGGGAGGCUUGUUCAUGCUACAGUGAAACACUUUGAAAUAUAUAGGUAUUGCAAUUUUUAUUUUUGUUGUUGGUGGAAAAACCUACAUAACAAAAUUUACCAUUUUAACUAUUUAUAAGUGUACAAUUCAGGGGCAUUAAGUACUUUCAUGCUGUUGUACAUCCAUCACUGCCAUCCACCUCCAGAACAUUUCCAUGUUCCCAGGCUGUAACUCCUUCCCCAUGAACCAGUAACCCACUCCAGGGACCUCGUAUAAAUAGAAUCAUGCAAUACCUGGUCCUUUGUGACUGGCUCACCCUUGGCACAGUAUUUUCAACGUCAGACUUCCUUUAUUAAGGCUGAAUAACAUUCUGUAUGAAUAUACCACUUUUGUCUAUUCAUCUGUCAGUGGAUGCUUAGGUUUCUUUGCCUUUUGGCGCUUGUGAACAGUGUUGCUAUGAACAUGUGUAUACAGAUAUCCAUAUAGGAGUCCCUGCUUUCUCUUAUUUUGAGAUUCCAGAAGUGGAAUUGCCGGAUAGUAUUGGGUAAGCCUAUGUUUGAUUUUCGGAGAAACUACCAUACUGUUUUCUACAGUGGCUACACCAUUUUAUAUUCCCACCAGCUGUGCACAGAGGUUCCCGUUAUUCCACGUCCUCACCAAAACUUGUGUUCUAGGGGUUUUUUUGGUUUGUUCUUGGUAAUAGCCACCCUAAUGGGUAUGAAGUGGUAUCUCAUUGUGGUUUUGAUUUGCAUUUCCCUCUCAGUUACCAGUUACCAGUGUUGAGCAUCUUUUCAAACACUAGUUGGUCAUUUCUUAAUAGAAAUGCCUGUUCAGUCCUUUGACUAUUUCUUAAUCAGGUUGUGUGUUUUUUUGUUGUUGAAUUGUAGGAACUCUCUCUGUAUUCUUGAUAUUAAUAGCUUAUUAGAUAUAUGCAGGAAUUUUCUCCCAUUCUGUGGAUUACUUUUUUAUUCUUGAUUAUGUCCUUGAUGUACAGAUCUUUUUAAAUUUGAUAAAAUCCAGCUUACCUAUUUUUUUCUUUUGUUGCCUUGCUUUUGGCGUCAUAUCCAAUAAAUCGUUGCCAAAUCGAAUGUAGUGAAGCUUUUCUCCUAUAUAUUCUUCUAUAAGUUUCAUAGUUUUAGUUCUUUAGGUAAAGACUUUGAUCCAUUUUGAGUCAUUUUGUAUGUGGUACACGUUGAGUCUAAAACUUCAUUCUUUUUUGCAUGUGGAUAUCCAGUUUUCCAACACCAUUAGUUGGAAAGAGUCCUUUCCCUCUUGAAUGGUUAUGACAGUACUGUCGAAUAUUUUACCAUACACACGAGAGUUCAUUUUUUUGUAAUGUUGCUAAAUUUGUUUAUUAGUUCUAACGGUUUUUUUUGUAUGUGGAAUCUUCAGGGGUUUCUGCAUAGAAGGAUAUGUCAUCUGUGAACAAAGAUCAUUUUACUUCUCCCUCUUUUAUUUGGAUACCUUUUAUUUCUUUUCUCGUCUCAUUACUCUGGCUGGGACUUAAGAUUUCUGUGUUCAAUAAGAGUGGGACGAGUGGGGACCCUUGCCUUGUACCUGAUCUUAGAAGGAAAGCUGUCACGUUUUUACGUUUGAAUAUGCUGGUUGCCAUGUGUUUUUCCUAUAUGGCCUUUAAUGUGUUAGUUUUCUUGUAUUCCUAGUUUGUUGAGUGCUUUUAUCAGGAAGGAUUGUUUUAUUCUGUCAAAAGCUUUUUUUUUUUUUGCAUCAGUGGAGAUAGUCAUGGGGUUUUUGCUUUCAUUCUGUCAAUGUGGUGUAUGUCCUUGUUUGAUUUUCAUAUGUUAAACCAUUUUUGCAUUCCAGGAAUAAAUCCUACUUGGUUUGUGAAUAGUUCUCUUAAUAUAUUCUUGAAUUUUGGUUUGAUGGUAUUUUGUUGAAGAUUCUUGUAUCAGUGUUCAUGAGAAAUAAUUGGUCUGUAGUUCUGUUGUUGGUUUUCUUUGUCUGGCUUUGAUAGCAGGGUAAUGCUAGCUGCAUGGAAUGAGUUAGUUCAGGCUGCUAUAACAAAAAUACCAUAAACUGGUGGCUUGUAAACAACAGAAACUUAUUUCUUACAGUUCUUGAGACUGGAAAAUCCACGAUCAAGGUGCCAGAAGAUUCAGUGUCUGGCAAGGGUCCUCUUUCUGGUUCAUAACCAGCACCUUCUCAUUAUGUCCCGACAUUGUGGAAGGAUGAGGGAGCUCUGUGGUUUUCCUUUAUAAAGGCACUAAUCCCCUUCACAAGGUCUCCACCAUCAUGACCUAAUCACCUUUCAAGGACCCCAGCUUUUAAUACCAUCCUUGGAGGUUAAGAGUUUCUACAUGUGAAUUUUGGGGGGACACAAACAAUCUAUAGCAGAAGUGUUUCCUCUUCAGUUUUUUGGAAGAAGUUGAAAAGGAUUGGCUUAAUUCUUUUUUAACUGUUUGGUAGAAUUCAUGGAAGACACCCUCUGGUCCUGGGCUUUUCUUUGUUGGGAGGUUUUGAUUCCUGAUUCAAUCAUCCUGUUCAUUAUAGAUUUAUUCAGAUGUAUUUCUUCAUGAUUCAGUCUUGGUUGUGUGUGUGUGUGUGUGUGUGUGUGUGUGUGUGUGAAUGUUUCAGUGAGGGAAUUAGGACCUGGAACUUCUUAGUCUACCAUCUUGCUGGCAUCCCUCUCUACUACAUUAUCUUUACAUUGUGGUACUGUCCUGUAAAUCAUUGGCGGUAGUACAGAGUGGUUCAUGCAAUGAGAGCUUCCUUUUCUUGGUUUCCAGCAAGUGUUCUCUCACUUUUGCACUGUUACAUAUGUAUGAUUGCACCCCUAAAAUCAAUGAUUCAUGGAUAUCACGGUCGUGCUGUGAUUAAAGUCUGUAUUUUACACUCUAGGUACAUGUCUUAGUGCAGAGAGUGGUGACCCUGCUUUUGAGAAGUAUGGGUUUGUGUUCCAAACCUGGUCAUAAACAGCACUCAUAUUUUAGUGAAUUAUCUGUAAAAUGAGAAUGUUAAAGUAAAUGAUAUUUAAAGGCUCUUUUAUAUCUAGUUCUCUCUGUUUCUAUAAUGUAGAUAGCAAUUUAAAUUUUGAAACUAUGUAAGUGAGCCUAAGAAUAUUUUUAUGUGUACCUACUCAGGAGUACAUCUACCUGAAACACUUUGGAUUAGGUCAACAGGUAGCCCUUAUGAAAAUAGUGAAGAGGGCCCUGGGAUAAAUUAUUGGGACCUAAGAAAAUCAGACUCCUAAAUCAACGUGCACUUGCCCCAGCCUUUCAGAGGGUGUUGUAGGUUGUCCGUGAACUUUACCCUGAGGGUAAAAUAGAACACAUCUCUGGACAUUUUCCUGGAGGAAAUGUUCAUUGUUGGCAGGGAAGAUCUUUGGAGAAUAACAGUAUGUGAUACAUCUCCAAUACCCCUUGAUUUUGUCCUAGGAGAAUAUGGUUCAAGUUCUUUAAUAAAUGGGGUUAUAAGAAUGACAGAAAAAGCCCCCACCCUUGCUGUAAAUAAGAAAAUAUGGAAGGAAAAAAAGACAGUAAGAACUCCAAUGUCAAUAGAAAGAGAAACUAGGGGCACACCUGGGUGGCUCAGUCGGUUAAGCGUCUGCCUUCGGCUCGGGUCGUGAUCCCGGGAUCUUGGGAUCCAGUCCCGCAUCGGGCUCCUUGCUGUGUGGGGAGCCUGCUUCUCCCUCUGCCUCUGCUCCUUCUCCGGCUCAUGCUCUCUCUCUCUUGCUCUAGCUUGCUCUCAAAUAAAUAAAAUCUUAAGAAAAAAGGAAAGGAAACUAGGUUCAUAAAGGUGGAAGAAACUAUAUGGUGUUUGCAUGCAAGAUCCAUCCAGAAAACUCACAAACUGGCCAUUCAAACAUGAGAGAAAAUAAGAUUGCUUUAAUAUUGCUUAUUGCCUAAAAAAUCAUUAUUGGCUAUUUUAGGACUUGAGGCCUAUGUGUUUAACACUUCUAUGAAGAAAAUUUGUGUACACAAAAGGAGAUUCUUCUUUAUUUUCAGAAAUCAUAGCUCGGAAAAUACAACAAAUACACUUGAGGUUUCUGAAAGCAAACAAAAUUCUAUAAACACUCAGUUUACUUUAGAUGUUAAAAUGUACUGUUUGUGAAUAAUAGCCACAAAUAUUUUUUUGGCCAAUAUGCUUUUCUGUUUGCUUAUAAAUUAUACGUAACUGAAGAUGGUUACACUUUAUAAAUGUCUAAUGUGCGUUGCCAUUUAUAUGAUGUUGUUUCUUUAUGCUAUUAAUAAAAUGUGCAGUGCCACUGUCUUCCAUUAUUUUCAGAUAUUUCUUUAGUUCACAUUUUCACACUUAUGAUACUGUUAAUUUAUGUUUUUUCGGCUCAUGAAUGUCAAUAAUGACAGAGAAAAGAGAACUGAAGAAUAAUGAAAAUGGUGAAG